Uncinocarpus reesii 1704 is the source of this 756-nucleotide messenger RNA. RefSeq lists its product as uncharacterized. NCBI's taxonomy places the organism in Eukaryota, Fungi, Ascomycota, Eurotiomycetes, Onygenales, Onygenaceae. The transcript is spliced from 2 exons. Gene Ontology annotation, cellular component: cytosol. Gene Ontology annotation, molecular function: hydrolase activity, hydrolyzing N-glycosyl compounds. Gene Ontology annotation, biological process: cytokinin biosynthetic process. Bases 1 to 756 code for a protein of 251 amino acids. The record is from RefSeq and is a predicted model, not a curated record.
AUGACAAUCCCCAUGGAGCAAAAGCGCCCCGUUGUCUGUGUCUUUUGCGGCUCCAAGCCCGGAAACAACCCUGCAUAUAUCGCUGCGGCGCGUACCCUUGCCGAAAUAUUCCACAGAGAAAAUAUCACCCUCGUCUAUGGCGGUGGCACAUCCGGCAUCAUGGGUGAAAUAGCACGGACCUUGGUAUCUCUCGCCGGUCCCGAGGCCGUCCAUGGUGUCAUUCCUUCCGCGUUGGUCAGGGUUGAAAAGGGCUACAAUGCCAGUGCAAUGCUAGCAGGAAACGGUAACCGCCAGGAGGAAAAGCUAAGCAAGGAACCCGAACGCAUCAUCCCGCAGUCUUCUUCAACGGAGAAGGUGAACCUGGAGUAUGGCAUCACCACCAUCGUUCCUGACAUGCAUACCCGGAAACGCGUGAUGGCGGAGAAAGUGAUGGCCGGUGGUCCUGGGUCCGGGUUUGUGGCUCUCCCUGGUGGCUUUGGGACUUUGGAAGAGGCGAUGGAGAUAAUCACGUGGAAUCAAUUGGGUAUUCAUAGUCGGGGAAUCGUCCUGCUCAACAUUGACGGGUAUUGGGACGGGAUCAUGAAAUGGGUCGAGCAGAGCGUGAAGGAGACGUUCAUUACUGAGGCGAAUAGUAAGAUCUUGGUGGAGUGCAAAGAUGCGGAACAUGUACUGCAGGCGCUCAAACAGUACAAGUUGAGCGAAGGAAGAUAUACCUUGGAGUGGGAGGGACCAAGAGAAGAGGUGAAGCCGCAGUGA